This is a messenger RNA of Heterostelium album PN500, 2898 nucleotides long. Its product is annotated as SET domain-containing protein. Gene Ontology annotation, molecular function: protein binding. The record is from RefSeq and is a predicted model, not a curated record. Bases 1 to 2898 code for a protein of 965 amino acids. Lineage: Eukaryota; Evosea; Eumycetozoa; Acytosteliales; Acytosteliaceae. The transcript has 5 exons.
AUGACUAAACCAAAAAAGAGGACAACAACAACGUCAUUGAAUCAGUAUCAUCUGCAUCAACAACAACUACAUCAACAGCAACAGCAAUUACAUCAACAACAACAGCAACUCUUUCAACAACAGUUAUUUCAUGCUGCUGGUCAACAACAUCAAAAUGACAAUAAUCUAGAACAACAACAACAGCAGCAGCAACAUCAAUUAAAUAGACAUAAUGUAAAUAUGCAUGCUCACACACAUGGACAUGUACAUCCUCAAUCGGCUGGUACCACCACCACAGCGACAAAGACUACACAUCGUAAUAAUAUAGCUGCUUCGUUGUCACGUUCUAUCAACGCUAUGAAACUGGUGAAGGAUUCACAACUAAAGAGUAUGGCAAUGCGAUACGACAAGCUGAGCAGCAUAACCGAUAAGAUCGAUAUGUCGAUUCCCGUGUGGGAGACAAUAGUCGAAGCUAAACAAUCUACAAUCGAUUCAUUCAUAAACUCGACAACAGCAACUCUAAUCCAAUCUACUCGUGCCGGUAAUGAUUCAUUACUCACUCUACAACAAGCAGCACAACAACAACAACAAACAACUCAUGGAGAAGUUCAACAACUUAGUAAAGCCUAUAAAAGUCGUGGUAAUGACUUGUUCCAAAAGAAACAGUACUUGGAUGCACUGCUACUCUACACCGAAGCACUGCGACUCUACAACACGGAAUCCACUAAAGAUCAGCAGGUUCUAAGCUCGAUCUACUCGAAUCGGUGUCUUUGUUUGGUGCAUCUAGAGAAGUUUGAAGAGGGUGCUAUCGAAGCAACCCGAGGAUUGGAGUGUAGAAACUCUGAUUACCUCGUACACAAGCUGCUGUAUCGUCGUGGAAUAUGCUAUUUCAGUAUGAAGCGUCACCACAAGGCGAGAGCCGACUUCCAAGAGGCACACAAACUCGUCUCAAAGAUGUCGGAUCCCUCUGAUAUCCAAUCGAUUGAGAACUACCUCGAGAAGAUCAACAAGAUGAAUCUGGGUGAUCUCAUCGACAAGGAGAUGCCAACGGAACCGCGACAUGCAUCGAUAGUCGACCAGCGUAUAGCUUUCAAGUAUGGAUCGGACAGUGUUGGUCGUCUCGGUGAAACCACCGAUCUCAUCGCAUCAAACACAAUCCUCUUCCAAGAGAAAGCAUACGUAUUCUGUCUCGAUCGUUACUCACAUUCCUCCUAUUGUCACAAUUGUUUAAAAGAGAUAUUAGCACCUAUUUAUUGUAAGAAAUGUAAUCUUGCACAAUAUUGUGGUGAUGAAUGUUUGAAAGAGGAUUAUAAUAACUUUCACGAGAAAGAGUGUGGAAAAGGAUUCUUGUUGCUUUGUUCCACAGAGAGUUUGAUGGUAAUAAGAAUAUUGGCAAAGAAAUCAAAGGAAAGAGCAUCGUCGAAAUCGAAAGAAUCAAAUGUUACCGUAGUAGAGAAUAAUAUCGAUACACAAUAUAUACCACAACCAACAGGUGUAUUCGAUCCUCCUGAACCAGAGGUUAUGUUUUCAAAUAGUAGCAACAACAAUAGUAGUAAUAGCAAUAUAGAUAGUAGUCAAUUACAUUCACCAUCGAAAUCAACACGUAUCAUAUCGAAUGAUGCUUCCGAUCUGCUGGAUAAUAUUCAGGAUGAUACCGAUGAAAUGAAUGGUGAACCGUUGCAAGCGAAAUCCAAUAUCUAUAGUCCAAACUACGAUUUGAUCUAUUCGUUCGAUCCGCACUACAAUGAACAUCCAAAUAGUAAACUUGCAUCGAUUAUCUUUGAAGCUUGUAUUCUAGAGCGUUUCUUGAAUAUCCAUCACAAAUCACUGGGAAUCAUGAUUCUUGGUCAAGAUGAGUUCUGUCAGCACGGAAUUCAGCGAUACGUCACUGUCAAGGUUGCCUAUGUAAUAUUCCCAACGGCAUCACUCUUGAAUCAUUCAUGUGAUAACAACACAUUAGUACAAUAUAAAGGAAAUUCAAUUUUAAUCAAAUCAUUAAAAGAUAUAGAAAAGAAUGAAGAAGUAUCAAUUUCCUAUGGUCCACAUAUAUAUCAUCUAGACCUAAGAGAAAGAUUGAAAGCUUUGAAAUCCGAAUACUUUUUUAUUUGUAGAUGUAAAUCUUGUAAUGAGAAAGCAGGUCCAAAUCCAUUGAGAUGUCCAACUACGAAUGGAAAAUCAUAUUUUUGUGCUGGUACUCUUUUGGAAACAGUUAAUGUUGCGAAAUUGACAAGUGAAAUCGAGGCUGAAGAAGAUGAUGACGAAGACGAUGAAGGGUUGACUUUUGAUAACUACAACAAUAGAGUAUUUGAAUGUAGUAAAUGCAAUGCUCAGUUGACCCCAACUGAAACAGGAUUACUUACAUCGAAUGCAAUCUUGACGAAUAUCAUGCUGAGCACUGCACUUCAACAGAUGACCACUGGCGAUACCAAAGAAACCGAGGGUCUGUUGGCAAAGUGUUUGGAAAUGCGAUCAACUAUCUUCCACGAGAAUAGCAAGAAAAUAGGUGAGGUCUAUGACUCGUUCGCUCGGCUGUACAUUCAGGAGGACAAUUACAAGGAUGCUGUGAAAUACGCAGAGAAAGCAGUUCAUAAUAUGUUUGUUCGUCUUGGUCACUCGCAUUCCACCGAGCUUGCGAGAGAGUGUGCGAAACUCGCCAACAUCUACAUCAAUGGAGGUGAACCAUUCAAAGCGAUCAAAGCAAUCAACACUGCCGAAGCAUUGCUAGUCAAAUGGAAAACAGAAUCGGGUGACGAUGAGAUUCUUGCACAACUGAGAAACCAUAAGAAAGUACUGGAAGCGUCCAAAGUCAUACCAGGCACCAACAAAGUGGAAAUCAAUCUAACACAACUCUGGUCACAACCAGAUUUCGAUUCCGAUACAUUCCUUCACCGAAUGAUAUUAUAUCAUAAUAAAGGAUAG